GAGGUUGUUUCUCCAAAUCAAGCAUUAACAAACUUAACACCGCCACUGUCAAAGCAUGUGACUGAUGCUUUAAUAUGUAUUUAUCCAAUCUUUAUCAUAAGGACAGGUCUCAGGACACCAUAACUGCAGAGUUGUUAAUGGCCGCUUGGGGCAAACAUUGAUUUCAAUGAAGGUACCAAACACAAGACGGUUUUAACAAAGUGAAAAUCCUUUCUUCUGAGACGGAGUCCAGGAUGACACGGAGGAAUUUCACUCUAAUCUAAGGUCCUCUCCACAUGUAGACAGUCUUCUUCCUGAUCUGUGCUUCUCAUGUUAAAGCCUACAUUCUACCUCCUGGACCCUGUCUGUCUUUUUUUUUUUUUUUUUCUUCAGUCAUAACCUAAUUUUACUUUUUACAUUUAACAUUUGAAGAUGUUGAUAUCGUGCCAAAUUUGAGCCAAUAGUCUACUUGAUGAAAAUAUGCUAAAUAAGUGUCUAACUGGCUUCAGGCUUAAGUACCUGCACCCCCAAUAAUGUAAUUAUGUGUAUAAUAACAACAUUGUGAGAUGUUUGUGUGCUCCUUCCACAGGGUGUCACUGUAGCUCAGGGCGAUUUACUCUCCUGUGGGGGACUUCUCAUAACUGUGUAGAAGUUAAAGUACUUAAAGUUAAAGUACUACACAAUUGCAAAACUACUACAAAAUGGCUGUUGUAAAUCAACUCAUAUUUUUAUACUUAACUAUUUGCAUUGUAAUAGACAGUUCAGUGGGCAUAAUGAAAAACUCUAGUAGUUAAUUUGCAUCUAUAAUGAGUCAUAGAAGUUAUUUCAGCCCCCACUAUCCAGCUAAAAAUGUAUCCUCCAAAUUACUGUUAUUGAAAAAUAGGUCAAUAUGGUAAUUACGAUGACAGGCCUAUGGUUUCCACUCUCUGAACAGUUUGACUCGUAUCAACCCAACCACUGUUUUUAUUUUCUCUUAUCUGCAGCAGACACGCUCUUUUAAGAGUGGAGGCUCCUCCACCCCUGAAGCCCCCGCCCUGCACUGCUCGGAGCCUGACCAGAGCCUCUGACCUGCUAACACAUACACACACACACACACACACACACACACACACACACAGAGGGCCAUAUGGUGCAACCGGGUCAUACCUCAUCCAGUCAUUACUGGGGGUGGAGGACAGUGACUGCUGCUGCUGAGGUCAAAAUACCAAAAGUCUGUAUCUUGGACACCAUGAUGCUCACAGUGAUGUCGCUUCGCCUAGCUGCUGUCCAUCGCUGCUUCUCUGACAAGGAAAUGAGGAGGGGUUUGUGUGACAGAAAGAGAGAGAGAGAGAGAGAAAGAGGAGGAGGAGAGAGAGGGGGGCCGGCCUUGGUGUGAUGUGAAUGGAAUCGAAUCAGCGCAAAAGGGGAGGAAGCCCAGCACAAAUCAACCUGCCUCUUGACUUAACAACAGACUGACACAGAGAGGCACCGGCUUGGAUCUGCAAAAGUGCGUGCCCCGACUUCCUUUUUCGUCACUAUUGUUAUUAUUUUAGGAGGAACCAAAGCCUAGAGGAACUGAAGAAAAACUCACCGUGGAAAUAGAAUAGCAGAAAAAUGCUGUCAUGGGGAGAGCAGGGGAGGGAGCUGACAAUGAGGAACAGGAUGGAUCGUGGCAGGGUCGACCGGAGCUAAAAUGUGGAGGUGGCCAGAAGACAAAAGGAGAGCUGCAGUGCACACGAAUGGACCCUACAUUAGAUUUGAUACAGACAGACCCUCUCCUGCUCAGAGGAUAGAGAAGACACAUGCUCUAUGAUGAGAAGCUCCUGGAAAAGUACAUCACACCUGCACAUAUGCACGCCUGUGGGGCCCGUGCUAUGAGUAACACCUCCAAACUUUUUCAUUCUCACUUUCAGACUCAAUAGUUUCACGUCAGAAUUCAAGUCAAAGAGGCAUUUGUGUUUUAAGUGGUGUGAAAAGGCUCUAUAUUCGUCUCACGCUGGGAUUGUUGCACUGUUCCCAUUUUACAGUCACACCUUAGAGACAGUGAAAGCAUCAGGAAUUAUUUAAGUCUGGAGUCAGAUCUACAGGCACAAUGCAGUCAGAUGACCUCUUCAUUCGCAAGUUCCGCCGUCAAAAUGUGCGUCCCCCCAUUGCGACUGUGAACUUUGACCCCAAGAGGGAUGCAGGUGUGGUGGAGUGGCCUCCAAGAAGGGAAGGCAAUGGGACAGAGGCAGACAGUCUUACCCCAAGUCGAGUGGGGUUAAACCUGAGAGCUGUGGGCAGAGGACACAUCAUGCAGAGGAGUAACAGUGAUGUGACGUUAGGGGACUUGGACUCAUCUGGGAAGGCGGGGGGCAAAGCGGUGCGAGUGGAGAAGGUGGGAACAGGGGCACAGGGAGAUUCGGGUUUGUUGCACAGAGAGUAUGGUAGUCUGUCCUCUCUGGAGCGACAGACACAGACCCCUGAGCCCAGCACAGAGGAGCAGGGCCCACUCAGUCCCAAUGAGCUGCGCUUUAAGGACCCUUUCCUGCUUUUAGGUCUCAAGGGCAACCCCCCAGAGCCUGACGGUUUCUUCAAAGGCAUCACUGCUUUAGCAGGAGAGUCCCCUAAACCAGUCAAGCCUCCGAAACCAGAGGGACUCACAAAGAAAACCAAGCCCACACCUGUCCCACAGCUUGCAUCAUGUGACAUCGGCGGGGGGGCCUGGGUGAGAAACUUUGCCCAUUACGACGUUCAGAGCAUCCUGUUUGACCUCACAGAAGCAGCAACAAACAGAGACAGCAUCGGCCGCAAAAAGAACAUUACAUCUGGAGCUUCAGCCGCCUCUCAGCUCCGACCACUGUCCCAGGGCAAUGCAUCCUCUCCUGCACAGGGAGGGAGCACUAACGGGGCUAAUGUGGACGAUUCCGAGCAGUCCAUGCUGUUGGAUGAAGGUGACGGUAAUGACAAUGAGCUGCUGUUAAGCUGUCCACAUUUCCGUAAUGAGACCGGGGGAGAGGAGCAGGUGGGGCUGGGCCAGUCCCACGGCAGACAAAGGCCAUGGUCCAGUCUAAGGACCCCCAAUGAUGCUGUGUCCGUGCUGGAGGAACCCCGAGAGAGCAAUGUCCAGCAGCAGGGCAAGAGUAACUACUUCAUAGAGCAUGCAGACCUGGGAGCCCACUACUAUCGCAAAUACUUCUACAUGAAAGAACAUCAAAAUUUCUUUGGGAUGGAUGACCGUCUGGGCCCUGUGGCAAUUAGUUUCCGGCGAGAGGAAAAGGAAGGGUCCAGUGGAUCUCAGUACAAUUACAGAAUCAUCUUUCGCACCACAGAGAUGAAGACAUUGCGAGGCUCUAUCCUAGAGGAGUCAGUGCCCUCUGCUGCGCGGCACACCACCCCCAGAGGCUUAUCUCCUAAAAGGCUGCUGGAGUUCAUCAUGCCUGAACUGAACCUGCACUGUCUGCGCCUCGCCUCCAACUCUCCCAAAGUCAGGGACACGCUGCUCAAACUCGACGAACAAGGGCUGAAUUUCCAGCGUAAAGUGGGCAUCAUGUACUGCAGAUCUGGGCAGAGCUCAGAAGAAGACAUGUACAACAACGAGAGUUCAGGACCAGCAUUUGAGGAGUUCCUGGACCUGCUGGGGGAGCGAGUUCGGCUCAAAGGCUGGGAGAAAUACCGUGCUCAGCUGGACAACAAGACGGAUUCAACUGGAACGCACUCACUCUACACACGGUACCAGGACUACGAGAUUAUGUUCCAUGUGUCCACCAUGCUGCCCUACACAUCCAAUAACACACAACAGCUGCUGAGGAAGAGGCACAUUGGGAAUGACAUUGUGACAAUCGUAUUCCAAGAGCCCGGCGCUUUGCCCUUCACCCCCAAAUCCAUCCGCUCCCAUUUUCAGCAUGUCUUCAUCAUUGUCCAGGUCCACGAGCCCUGCACAGAAAACACCUACUACAGGGUGGCUGUGACACGCUCUAAAGACAUGCCAUUAUUCGGCCCACUGUUUCCCAAGGGGGCACGCUUCCCCCGAUCUUCUGCCUUCCGCGAUUUCCUCCUGGCAAAGGCAGUGAAUGCCGAAAACGCUGCUGAGAAGUCUGAGAAAUUUAGAUCCAUGGCCACCAGGACACGACAAGAAUACCUCAAAGAUCUAGCAGAGAAUUAUGUCACCACCACACCUAUUGAUUCAUCCACCAAGUUCCCUCUGCUUUCUCUUGGGGGCAAACGAAAAGACAAGCAAAAAGGGGCCAAAGGAGCAGAGUUACACAGCGCUGGGGCUCUGGUUUGGGCAGUGUUGGUCAGUAGUGGGGACGAAGUGGAGGCAGGGGAACAUAGACUGUCCUGUUUGCUGGGGGUGUCUGCAGAAUCAGUAGUUCUUAUAGAAAGAUGCACAAGAAGAGUAGUGUUUAACUGCUCUUGUCGGGACGUGAUUGGCUGGAAGGCAGUGACUGAGGUGAAAGACGGGGGUCCAAGUUUGGAUAUCUUCUACGAGCGAGGGGAGUCGGUGUCCAUGAGUGUCCCGGAGGCGCAGGUGGAGGACAUAAAGGAGGUGGUUCAGAGGUUGGAGCUGGUGACCCGUGGCUGUGAGGCUCUUGAAGUCACUCCCCUACGUGAUGGCGUGGGUCAACCCGGUUUCUUGAUGAACGAGGAGGGCUUUGUCACGGAGCUGCAGCGCUUCUGUUACGCGGAGAGCGGGGGUCUGCAGCUAUGGGCUCGAGUAGUCCGUCUGUGUGGUCACUCUUUGGUUUAUCUGACUCCUGAGGAGAGGACCAGGCUGCUCCGGACUGCACACAAAAUCCACAUCACCGUUAUCCCACCAGACGAGAACGGAAAGCCUCGUAGAAGUUUCUCAGAGCUCUAUCAGAAGGCCAUCAUGGAUGCCGAGUGCAAAACUGAAGAGAACCAGUCUGGAGAGGCCUGGGUGCUGGAUGAGAGGGAGGAGGCAGAGGACGAGGACAGGGUCAUCCAAAUGGACAUCAAUGAGGCAGAUGUAGGAAAUACAAACGAGCCCAGCACCAAAAAGCAGAGUGAAAAAAGUGAAGAAUCACUCCUCAUGCCUCCCAGUUUACCUCUGUUACGAGCAACAUCACUGCAGGACCAACCAGCCAAUCAGAGCCAAGACGAGUCCUCCACACAGCUCACACGCAGCUUCUCAUUGGAGAGACAGCCCUCCUUCAAAGACACAUUUGAUGGUGAUGUAUAUGAUAAUGACCCUCUGAAGAUUGACCACCACAUCUAUGAGAAUGUGGGAGAGCUGAGAGACGCCACCCCUGAUCUGAUUCUGGCCGUCAAACCUAAAGUCCCACUGGAGGAGGAGCAGUUUCUGGGGACUGACUUUGGAGAUGACAAAGCCUCUGCCAGUGACGGUUCUCUCACUCGGAUGUCAUGUAUUGACCGAGCUGAAAGGAAUUCACGAGCCCUGAGUCUUCACAACUCCAUCACAAAAAUCCUCUCAGAGACGACAGACUCGACUGAAGAGGAGUGGCAGUCCAUUGCAGACCUGGCCACAGCCUGCCGCAGUAUCCUGGAGGCCCUUUCACGAGAGGAUCGUAAAGGCAGUGAUUCAUCACAAUCAGGAGAUCAAGCAGAUGGGAAACAAAGGGACUCAAAGGAUAGUGACUCUCCGGGCCACCUGGAGGAGAAGGUGUCACAGCUUGAGUCCAUGUUGAAGAAGCUGCAGGACGACCUGCAAAAGGAGAAGGAGGACAAGGCCGUGCUGCAGGCUGAGGUGCAGAGCCUCAGACAGAACAACCAGAGGCUGCAGGAGGAGUCUCAGAGCACAGUGGCCCGCCUCAUCAAAGUCACCGAGCUCCUGUGCAACGUCAACAAGCCCUGUUAGCCGCUGUUAGCCACAUGCACCAAUCAGAAACAUGCAAAACAACAGCAGUCUCCACAGUGACACUGUGUGUAAUGGUUGGACACAUACAAACCCUGUGUUCUUUUAAUACCCUGAACCCGGACCUGCCUGUCGGCAGGAAGUAUGCAAAUCUGUUAUAAAGACAAUGAGACAUUGUGACCUUCAUGGACUGACCACUGUGCAGCUGUGCGCUGCAGUAUGCUCUGUCCGAGUGCUUCUCUUAGUAAGUGUGUGUAAGAGUGAAUGUGCAUCUCAUACUGUAACUGCUUCAAAUACUUGAUCAAGUUGGGCUCAUUAGCACUUGCAGAAAAUGUGGUAAUUAAGACACUUUACAGCAUGUGUGGUGGUGUCUUUUGAAUUGACCAAAAGUGUAUAUAGACAGUAUAUACAGUAUAUCUAAAUAUAUGUGAAGAGUGCAUAGUGUUGGUAUGUUCUGCGGUGGGCUUGAAUAUAAAAUAUUGGGGAUCAGUGUGUGAGGAUGUAGUGACGCUACUGACUGGGCUCAGAGUGAGCUCUGAUCUCCGCCCUGUGUCAAAGAGUACUGUAUUUAACUGGACUUUUAGGGAGAAAUGUACAAAUCCAGAAAAUAAGGGAUGUAACUGGAUGCAUGCUUUUAUCCAGCAAUUUGUUAAAUAGACACAGAUGAUAAUAGCAGUAUCGCCUGUAGCUGUUUAAACCUCACUAUUGUAGCAGCCAUACUGUAGAGAUCUGCUGGCCUGAACCACAGACAUGCCACUAGGCAGCUUUUCCCUCAGCUGGCACAUAGCUUUAGGUGUCUAAAUGCAACACAUGGGACUGAUAGUGAAAUUCAGAUUAUUUAUUUAACUCAAUGUUUGGCGAGUGUCUCUAGUGAUGUGUGGUAGCACUGAGGGCAAAUCUCUUACCACCCCAAAAUGUGUGUUGUUGUGUGUGUUUAAUGUCAUUUCUGCACUUUUUGUAAAUGCUGGACUGGCCACUUUUUGUUGAACUUAUAUUUAGGAUUGUCCAGGUAACUGCUUAAUACAGCGAGGUGGCCUGUCUUACCUUUACACCACCUUACCUCACCUUUUCUGUGUCCAACUUAGAGGUGUUUUAUUCUCAGUGCCAACAAAAACAAAAAGAGACUCAAAAGUCCUGGCAGCUUUUUGUGAAUCCAACUGACUUCAACAAAGAGAUGCCAAAAUUGUGUACAAAAUCAUUCAAGGGUCACUGUGAAUACUUGGUACCAGCAUAAUAAGAUAUAUCAGAUCUAUCAACUUAUUGAUCUAUUUGUGUGUUGAAGUAUGUAUAGCUGGACUGACAGGAUACAUAUGCAGACCAAGAAGUUCUGGCUCCUGAAUUUAAAAUGGUGCGCAAUACAAGCCGUUUAACUUUGUCUCCUGUAUAGUAAAUUCGAUUGUAUUAGGCUGGUCAAAGCAUGAGAAUGUGCCAACCAACUUCCAAGCUCUCUUUGUAUGUGUGUGCGUGUAUGUAAAAAAGUAACUUAUUUAUGAUGCAAAUAUGGAUUCUCUAGUGAGGGGAAGAAAUGUGAACCAGGAGCAACAACUUUUUAUUUAGUUCAUUUUUUUCCAUGAUCCAAAUUGCAAAAUAUAUCCUAUGUAAAAUCAGUCUUAACACCAUUAGGUACGCCUUAAAAAGUGCAUCUGAUCAGCAUUGACUGAAGUGUUAUUAUGGUUAUACAUUUCUGUGCCUACCUGAAAAUGUAAUGUACGUUACUCUGCUUAGUGAGUGCAUUUUUUGUCUUUGUUUGCACAUAACUUGGUUUUGUGGCACAUGAAGUAUUCCUUGGUCUCCCAACUUCCACAAUGUGAGGGAAAGUGAUCAGAUGAAGAAAUAUGAAUAAUAAUAAUAUUGAUGAUAAAAAUAGAUGAGUGGUGUCAGUCUGUAUGGUUUGAGUUUGUCGAAAAUGAGAACAAUAUUGGGUUGUUUAUUCACUUUUAAAGGUGCACUGUGUAACUUUUGAGAUGGCGGAUCCGUCACCUGCCUGUCUACAAGGAGAGGCUAUUGCUUUGCUUGGAAUCUUCACAAUAUGACAUUUAACUUAUCUGUCUUGCAUUUUCUUUCAGUUAAAUGUUUGUUGCACACUAGUUUGUGAGCGAUCUCACUUCUCCACAGACCUGAUCUGAAACUUGGCCUGGUGGUUUCACUUGCUCAGUCCCACGGGAAUAGAUAAGCUAAAUGCCAUAUUGUGGAACAUUCCAACAUUCCAAGCAAUAUUAUCUCCAAAGAGACAAGCAAGUGGUGGACCCUCAUUUGAAAAAUCACCUAGACCUCCGUUUUGUGUUUUGUGACCUGAAUGAAAUUAUUGUUUUAGUUUUAAUAUUUUAAGAUUACAAGAACAGUCCAUCUUAGUGCUUCUUUCACAUGGUUAAACUGAGGUAGACCACAGCUCCUCUUGAUAAAACACAAAGAUAUUUUCCAAAGACAACAUCAUACUAACACUUCCCAGGACUGUGUAUCUGGAAGCUCUUCGUAAACACUGCACACAGAAUUCAUCUCCAGGGCUCUGACAAUGGGAGGAGAGCUGGAGGAACAGUGCCCUGCUCCAUGGCUUUAUUUGGGACUGGAGUCUUCAGGGGAGCUCUCUGUUACAAACACAGGGCCCGUAGUGUAAAUACAGACACAGUUUGUCCAUGUGUCAUUAUGUGAGGCGCGAGUUUACCAGAAGAAUUACAUGUGUUUUCAAUGGACAUGGGCACUUCAUGACACCAGCACAGCCUGAACCGAAGAGUGUCUGCUGUUUUACACUCCACUGAUGUACUGCAUAUGCUAAAAGAAACCAAAUGCUGCUCUCAAAAUUACCCACAAUAUAGGCUGAUGUGGUAUGAAUGGUUCUGACACGUUUUGACCUGGGUGAAUUUACUUUUGAUACACACAUACGCCAAAUCACCAAGAAACCUGAUGGCCAUAGAUAAUUGACUUUUAUUAUUCUUUCUAAUGGUUAUCCAAGCAUUCAAUUGAUUUUGGUGUAAAGUAAAGAAAGAAAAAUAAAAUAUCGGUGACAUUUGA
Boleophthalmus pectinirostris (great blue-spotted mudskipper) is the source of this 8782-nucleotide messenger RNA. RefSeq names its product signal-induced proliferation-associated 1-like protein 2. Gene Ontology annotation, biological process: regulation of small GTPase mediated signal transduction; activation of GTPase activity; establishment of epithelial cell polarity. NCBI's taxonomy places the organism in Eukaryota, Metazoa, Chordata, Actinopteri, Gobiiformes, Gobiidae. Gene Ontology annotation, cellular component: cytoplasm; Golgi apparatus; plasma membrane. The transcript is spliced from 19 exons. Gene Ontology annotation, molecular function: GTPase activator activity. Bases 2051 to 5776 code for a protein of 1241 amino acids. The record is from RefSeq and is a predicted model, not a curated record.